Messenger RNA from Effrenium voratum, 1491 nucleotides. The record is from the annotation of a GenBank genome assembly. NCBI's taxonomy places the organism in Eukaryota, Dinophyceae, Suessiales, Symbiodiniaceae.
AUGACGGAGCGGGCUGAAGUGGAUCGGCCAAAGCGGGACUGGCGCGUGGACAUGCUGGUGCAGGAUCGCAGCGAUGAGGUGACAUCCACCAAGCCUCCGGCGGAGGACAGCAAGUCCGCGCCGCAGAGCGGCGCCGUCUCGGGGCUGCUGGGCUUUCUGUCUGCGUCGCCGGUGGAUGCAGGGCCCACGUCAGCGCUGCAACCAGACUUUCGGUCCUCAGCAUUUGAGGAGGCGGCGAGCCGCUGGCUGCAGCAGACCUUCAUCGACGAGCGGACUCACAAGAAGGGCGACCAUCCGCGCCCUCCUUGCUUCCUGGCGGAGGGUCUUACUGUGGACGUGCACGGCACGGUGCUGGGCGUAUCACAGGCCAUGGACGUCUUCCGCGGCAUGCUGGUGGUCUUGUAUACCUCAGCGCAGGUCAUCCACACCGCCAGCGAGCACCGAUUCGGCGCAAGCCUAGUGCUGUGCAAUGCAGCCUUCCAAUGCUACCCAGGCAUCAUGCUUGCCUGUGGCUAUUCCAGCUACGAGAAGUUUCUGCGCGAGUGGCCGGAUCCUGGCACCUACAGCGCUUGGGACUUGAGCAGCACCAUCCUGCUCCCACUGGUUUCGGCUUGGAUUUGCAGCUUCGCCUUCUGCUUCCUGAAGCCGGGGGCGAACAUCGAGGAUCCUGGCGAGGCGCUGAAACAGGUUUUGCUGUUCGGGGGAAGCCGCGCAGAAGGCACUGAGAUCCUUCUCGCUUGCAGCAUCAACUUCAGCAUCGUGUUCAUUGCCUGGCGGCCAGUCAGCCGGGUCCUGCAAUCUGUGAAGGUGCGGGUUUGGCACGAUUGCCUCGCCUUGGCACUGGCGCUUUCACCCCUUGCGCUGAUGCUGUGCAUGAAGACCCUGCUCUUCAGUGAAGAGGAGGGCGCUGGCAUGGUGGUGACAUUUCUGCCUUAUCUCCUUUUCUUUCAUGCUGGUAUUCUUCUGGCUGCAUGUUGGGACAGAUUCUUGUCUCAGCUUCAACCUGUCGGCUUCCAGACGGUGACGGACUCCAUCCACUUGUUGCCCUGGGAUGUAUUCAAAAGCUGGCUGCUUUGCACCUCCAUCGCAUGGUGGACGAGCUUCGUUUUCUUCAUGCCCUUGGGUCAGGUGGCGCUGGUGCACGACCUGGCGGCCCUUCGGAGGCCUGGCGUUCAAGGCUUUUUGUCGCCGCUUUGGGUCAUGGCCCUGCUAUGGCCUUUGGCCGUGAGCUUGGUGAUGUGCGGCCUCAUGGUGACAGCGAAGAAGUUCAACACGGUCUUGCGCCUGCUGCAAUUGGAGUUGUGGCACGUGGGGAAGAACAUGAUGUACUACAUGGUGGUUGUGAACAUCUUUCUGGCAUCCCAGCAGCGGAGCGAUGGCCACAGGAACGCCAGCCUCGGCAAGUGCUUGCUGGGAGCUACCAGCAUCCUCGCCGCCAGCAGGUUCAUCCACUUCAUGGCAGGUCUCUCCAGACAGGCUGUUCAGAUCUGA